This is a messenger RNA of Alosa alosa (allis shad), 4953 nucleotides long. It is a transcript of the gene mthfd1a, whose product is annotated as methylenetetrahydrofolate dehydrogenase (NADP+ dependent) 1a, methenyltetrahydrofolate cyclohydrolase, formyltetrahydrofolate synthetase. Gene Ontology annotation, cellular component: cytosol. Lineage: Eukaryota; Metazoa; Chordata; Actinopteri; Clupeiformes; Clupeidae. Gene Ontology annotation, biological process: tetrahydrofolate interconversion. Gene Ontology annotation, molecular function: methylenetetrahydrofolate dehydrogenase (NADP+) activity; methenyltetrahydrofolate cyclohydrolase activity; formate-tetrahydrofolate ligase activity. The record is from RefSeq and is a predicted model, not a curated record.
CUCAGUCCUAAAAUCGGCUUCUUUCAGUCUCUCUUUCUCUUCCCCCACCUUUCCCCCCUUCCUUCCUUCCUCCCCUCCCUCUCCACUCAAACUCAAACAGAAACGGUCACUUUUUUGGAAGAGGCUGCUUAUGUCUUGCAGUAAACUCAAGAAGGAGGGAGGAAUGACACAGGAGAGAGAGAGAGAGAGGGCCAAAAAAAUGUUUGUCUUCAGCUCCAAGAAUUCUACACUCCCUUCUAGCAGGGCCCUGUGAUUGGCCGCCGGGUAGCCUUGCAGUAGGACGGCCUACUUCCUGGUGAAGUCCAGCGGUUUGCUGUUUAACCUCUCUGCACUGACCGCCACCCUCCCGACAGGCUUCCCACCCCCACCAUAGGGAGCGCCAAAACAACGUGCAUUCAGCCUUGGCUCCGAGGUGCUAUUCCAAAUCUACCUGGCUCACAAUCAGGCCGGAGCUGGCAGGAAUGCUAUGGAAAAAAACUGUCAGCCUGAUAAGAUAGAGCCUGGGAUCGUUGUGCCUGUGCCGAAAAGUUUGCAGUCGACUUUGGAGGAAGAGGAGGAGGAGGAGGAGAAGGAGGAGGCGCCCACAGACGAGGGGUGCAGGAGUGUACAGCUGUGCACGGCCAGCAGUGUGCAGAGCCAGUGACAGAGCAGGGGAGAGCAGCUGGACAUCGGGACGCAGAGGGACCGCAGGAGACCAGAGAAAGAAGCUCAAAAAUGCUCUCCGUUGCUGCCACCAUUCUCCGCCACGGGGCCGUGAGAUGCCGGUGUGGCCAGCGUGCCAUGGCAACGGUUAUCUCCGGCAACAAGACGUCACAGCUGGUGAGGGAGAGGCUGAAAACAGACGUGGCUGAGAUGAGGAGCCAUUUCCCAGGCUUCAGGCCAGGCUUGGUUGUGCUCCAGGUGGGCGACAGGGACGACUCCAAUCUGUACAUCAGUAUGAAGCUGAAGGCUGCGGCAGAGAUUGGAAUCAGUGCCAACCACAUCCGGCUGCCAAGCACUGCCACAGAAGAGGAGGUGUUGCGAAGCAUUGUGUCCGUUAACGAGAACCCUGCAGUGCACGGCCUGAUUGUGCAGUUACCUCUGGAUUCAGUCAACCCCAUCGACACAGAGAAGGUGACCAACGCAGUGGCUCCAGAGAAGGAUGUUGAUGGCCUCACUAGCAUCAAUGCGGGGAAGCUUUCCCGUGGGGACCUGGGAGACUGUUUCAUCCCCUGCACACCAAACGGCUGCAUGGAGCUCAUUGCCCAGGCAGGUGUAUCUGUGGCUGGGAAGAACGCGGUGGUGAUCGGGCGGAGCAAGAUCGUGGGAGCCCCCAUGCACGACCUCCUGCUGUGGAGCCACGCAACAGUCACCACCUGUCACUCAAAGACCCGGGAUCUGGCAGCACAGGUGGGCCGGGCGGACGUCCUGGUGGUGGGCGCGGGAAAGGCUGAGAUGGUGAAGGGGGACUGGGUGAAGGAGGGGGCCGUGGUCAUCGAUUGCGGGAUCAAUCACAUUCCAGACAGCAGUAAGCCCAGCGGGAAACGUGUGGUCGGGGACGUCCACUACGCCUCCGCUAAGGAGCGGGCAGGGUUCAUCACCCCAGUGCCAGGAGGCGUGGGUCCAAUGACAGUGGCCAUGCUGAUGGAGAACACAGUUCAGAGUGCCAAGCGGUUUCUGAAUUCAUAUCGUCCAGGGAAGUGGAACAUUACAUACAUCAAACUGAAACCGGUGCGUCCAAAGCCAAGUGAUGCUGCAAUUUCCCAGGCGUGUGCUACCAAGCCUGUCAUGAAGCUUGCCAGGGAGAUGGGCCUGUUCUCGGAGGAAGUGGAGCCGCACGGACGCCACAGGGCCAAGGUCCAGCUGGACGUCCUGACGCGCAUGAGAGCACAGCCUGAUGGGAAAUAUGUGGUGGUCACAGGAAACUUGGAAUUGACAAAAUGGACCCUCUGACACUAACUGACAAGGAGAUAAGACAAUUUGUGAAACUGGACAUUGAUCCUCUCAAAGUGUCUGUGGACAAGCUCAGCCACAACAUAGGGAAUGAAAUCAUGGCCAUCUUGGCUUUAAGCACAAGCAUUCAGGACUUGCAGGAGCGCCUGGCUAAAAUGGUGGUAACCAGCGACUGCUCUGGAGAACCUGUCACCACGGAAGACCUGGGUGUCACAGGUGUGUUGACCGUCCUUCUCAGAGAUGCAUUGAAACCCUGCUUGAUGCAAACAGUGGAGGGGAGUCCAGUGUUUAUUCACACAAGCCCAUCUUCUGACAUCGCUCAUGGCAACUCGUCCAUCCUGGCCGACAAAAUGGCCUUGAAACUGGUGGGGCCUGCAGGUUUUGUGGUGACUGAAGCCGGCUGCGGUGCAGAAAUUGGUCUGGAGAAGUUCUUCAACAUUAAGUGCCGAUAUUCAGGCCUGCAGCCGGAUGUGACGGUGAUGGUGGCUACUGUCCGUGCUCUCAAGAUGCACGGAGGAGAUCAGAAGAAUGUGAACCGAUUGGAGUUUGGCUGUAGCCAUUUAAGAAGACAGAUUGAAAAUGCAAGAGCUUAUGGAUUACCAGUGGUGGUAGCCAUCAAUAUGUUUUGCUCUGACACAGAGAAUGAGUUGGAGAUGGUCUCUGCCCAGGCCAGGUUAGCUGGGGCUUUUGAUGUGGUGAGCUGCACUCAUUGGGCUGAGGGGGGCGCUGGCGCCGUGGCUCUGGGAAAGGCUGUGCAGAGAGCUGCAGAAGUCCCACAUCCAUUUAAGUACCUCUACCCCCUGGAGAUGUCCAUUGAAGAGAAGAUUCGCACGGUGGCCCAGAGAAUGUAUGGAGUCAAAGACAUACAGCUAUCAGCGCAAGCACUGAACAAGAUCAGACUUUAUACGAAACAGGGGUUGGCAAAUUUGCCGAUCUGUGUUGCCAAGACCCACCUGUCACUGAGCCCUGAACAGGGGAGGACGGGAGUGCCCAAAGACUUCACCCUGCCCAUCGUGGACAUCCAGCCUAAUGUGGGAGCCGGGUUCCUGUGUCCUGUGGUCAACAAUAUGACUCCAUCGCACAGACUAAUAUGGCCCUGUUACCAUGACAACGACCUCUAUUCCGUCAUGCAAUAGGUUCAGACCCCAAGGUUUGGUCAGCCAUUGAGGUACAACUCCCCCUGGCACCUGGCCCUUGAAGAGAAUGGAUGUUUCCACUCUUCCAUCUAUCCCUUGAUUGAUUCAGUAAAGCGCAGACCUUAGCAAGCAUGGCUCAUGCUUUUGAAGACUGGAAGACCGUCACAGACACAAACACUUGCAACACACCCACUGUGCUAUUGUGAGGUCAAAAUCCUCCACAAACCCAUUUUCUUGAAUACCCACAUGAGGAAGAUGUCUAGAAAGAACACAUGAAGCAUCCCAUUCACUUGGAAAAUGGGCAGUGGUUCUGCUGUUCAAUUUUAUUUCCACUUGAGUGAGUGUGUUUAUUUCAGCGCUACCUGCUACUCCACCUAGCCUGUUGUCAUUACAUACUGGAAUUGUAUAACUGUCCCUCAGUGGCUCCCACUUCCAGAAUCGCAACAACACUUCUCUGGGAUCUGCCAUUGUGGAUAAAGCUGCUCCGAUGGAUUACACUGCUUGUCUGUUGCAGUUUCAAAGGAACUGAAAGUUGCAUAAGUCCUAAUACUGUGUUACCCUGGGAUAAGAGGAAACUGAUUGCUGUGAAGAAAUCCAUGUCAUGUCAUGUUCCUUUUGCCGGAGGAAAGCAACAAAAAAGAGCCUUUAGUUAACUAGUCUGUUUUUUGAACAUUAGUUCAAGCAAAACAUAUCCUAGCUUGCUGUGAUUAAACCCUGUUUAUGUGAUAUUGACAAAGGUGAACGUAAUAAAGUCACAAACUCUGAUAAAACACUUGAUAUUUGCAAGGUUCCUCUAGCUAAUCUGAAUUAUACAAGGUUUUUGAGUGAUGUGUACUUUUUGAAAUGACAGUAUUAUCACAAAAUGAAGCUAUAUUCUUUUAAUUUAUCUCCUGCUUGGGUCACCUGUGUUAUACACAUUCUCUCUCUCUCUCUCUCUCUCUCUCUCUCUCUCUCUCUCUUCCUCACACACACAUAUAACACACACACACACAAAUACACAUUUUGGAGUGUCAUUGUGUAUCUUUUUCCCUCAAACUUAAUCUCUAGGUGACCUUUGAUAAAAAAUUUUAAAAAAAGCGAUUGCUGUUGCUAUGGCUACAAAGCAAAAGGUGUGAUUGUAUUAUUAGACUCUGGCUAAUUAGUGUCAGUGUUUAUUUUAAGAAUGCUUACAUGAACAGACUGAGACCAAAUUCACAGCGCUUGAUGGGCUUAAAGACCUCGGGCCACAUGUGACAUAAAUGGCAUGAAAUGAUCAUAAUGGAAUUGCAGUGAUGUGUCUUUGUGAUGCGUCUUGUGUGAGAGUCCCAGGUGUUAUGUCUGGUCACAAACUGCUCUUGCAAUAAUGCGCCUUAUGCAUGGAAGGCUCUUUAGCCAGCCAAAAUGUUUCUGGUGGAGCGUCAGCUGUGUUGUAACAGCAUCUUCUGUUAUAUUCUGCUCCUUACAUGUUCAGUCCGGCACUGAAUAUUUUGUUUAUGCCCCAUAGGGCAGCUCUUUAUGCAACUUUGACACAAAUCCUGCAUUGUAACACGCUCAUUCAUUAGGUGCACACCCAACCGGGUGCGUGUAGACAGGUAUGCUUACCAUUAACAAUAGCCACUGCAACACCUGAGGCUCCACCGGAAAUAAAUGUGCUGGCCAAAGAGCCUUAGCAGAAGUGGUCUGUCUUGUGCCUUAUUACAGCAAUGCAUCACAAGUUGCUUUUAUAGAUGAUUUAAUCAAAUUGAAGCAGACUUAUUACAUUGCUAAGAGGUGUUUUUAACUUUUUUAAAUUAGAUAGUUUUGGUGGAGUGCCUUGUGUAAUGAAACAUUUUCUUCAUACAUCUGUUUGCAACUUCCUAAAGACAUGUUUUUUUUACAUAUGAAAAUAUAUAAAGAUUUACAGUCA